Fundulus heteroclitus (mummichog) is the source of this 1093-nucleotide messenger RNA. Its product is annotated as apolipoprotein A-I. The transcript has 4 exons. Gene Ontology annotation, biological process: phospholipid efflux; cholesterol efflux; triglyceride homeostasis. Gene Ontology annotation, molecular function: phospholipid binding; cholesterol binding; phosphatidylcholine-sterol O-acyltransferase activator activity. Bases 93 to 860 code for a protein of 255 amino acids. Lineage: Eukaryota; Metazoa; Chordata; Actinopteri; Cyprinodontiformes; Fundulidae. The record is from RefSeq and is a predicted model, not a curated record. Gene Ontology annotation, cellular component: chylomicron; extracellular region; high-density lipoprotein particle.
UUCGCUAUAUAAGCUGCGGAGCCUCACCAGUUCAGCACAAGCACAACUGAGUAGAUUUACAGACGCUCGUGUAAACUCAGAUUCAAAGAGCCAUGAAGGUCCUCGCUGUGCUCGUCCUUGCCGUUUUCACCGGCUGCAAUGCCAACCUCUUCUAUGCUGAUGCUCCCAAGCCCCAGCUAGAAGUAAUGACUGAUGCUUUCUGGGACUACGUUGGCAAAGCUACCCAGACAGCUGAUGACACCCUUCAGAUGAUCCGAAAGACCCAGUUUGGCCAGGAUAUCAGUGCCCGUCUCACAGAGAGUGCUGAAGCAGCCAGCCAGUAUGCAGCCACCCUGCAGGAACAGCUCCCCCCCGGAGCCCAGGACCUGAUCAACAAAGUCACCACAGAGGCUGAGGUUCUGAGAGAGCGCUUGAACACUGACCUGAACAACGCCCGGGAGAAGCUGGAGCCCUACACCGAGAACCUGAAGGCCCAGAUCCAGCAGAGAGUGGAGCAGCUGAAGCAGGAGCUGGCCCCCUACGCCGACAACUUGGACACUGAGACCCUGAGGACCACUGUCAUCCAGAAAAGCGAGGAACUGAAGGCUCAGCUGGAGCAGAGCGUGCAGGAGCUGCAGACCCAGCUGGGGCCCUACACUGACGACCUGAGGCAGCAGGUGGACCAGCGCCUGGAAGAGUUCAAGCAGAAAGUCACUCCCCUGACUGAAAGAGUCCAGGGUGAGCUGACACAGAGAGCCCAGCAGGUAAAGGAAAUGGCCGCCCCAUACGUGGAAAACCUGAGGGAGAGGCUGGACCCCUAUGCCCAGGACCUCCAGGCUCGUCUCACCUCGCUCUAUGAAUCCUACAUCAAAGCCAACUAAGUCAAACUCCACCUGACUCUGAACACCAAGAAACGGCAUCAAAUAAAACCUAUUUCUUCUCUCCAUGGUGCCAGAAACAUGGCAGUACAACAACUUUAAUUAAGUCCAUCUGUAGUUGUUAUUUCAUAUAUUUCCAUCUUCAAAAAAGUUGAUACAUAACAAAUGCGUCUGUUGUCUGUGACCACACUGUAUCUGCUCCCUAAUUUAUGAAAAUAAAAACAAAAGCAAAAUAA